UAAAAAAAGUGUCUAAACCAAUUGCCUGAACUUUCUUUUGUUUCAAGUUCAUUGGUCCUAAGCAUUCUCACUAGUCACUGAAAUAGAUAUUGCAGCUUGCUAGCUGAAUGAUGUCACCAUCAGAGGAAGAAUCAUGGACUAGUUGGUUGUGUGACUUGGAACUAGAGGAUUGCGAUUUCCUCAAUGAACCCGACACAAUCUGGUUAGAUGAGAGUUUCCUAUCUGAAGACCCUACUCCACUACAAGAGCUGAACUUGCAAACAUCUUUCUCUAACGAUAGCAACCACUCUUUCUCCUCAGGGGAUGAUGAAAACAGCUUCGAGAAGCCUUCCAAGGCACUUAAGACGGCUGACACCGCGAACUUCCCACUGCAGAAUGGUGCUUCUCCCUUCUAUAUUCUUUCAUUUAACAAUGAGAACGAAGCACCAAUUUUGAACUUUGAUUCGACCUUGAAGUCAAAAGACAAUGCUGUGAAUGUGAAUGUGAAUCAGCAUGAGAACAGGUCUAAUUUUCCCUCAAAGAGGUCCUUGAAUUGUCAAAAGAAGGAACCAAAACGCAAAGUACAUGAGAGGGAGAGGGUCAGAUCUCCUCACCAAGCUCACGAUCACAUAAUGGCUGAGAGAAAGAGGAGAGAAAAGAUUAGCCAGCAGUUCAUAGCUCUUUCAGUUCUGAUUCCGGGCCUCAAAAAGAUUGAUAAGGCUUCUGUGCUGGGGGACGCUAUACAGUAUAUGAAACAGCUCCAAGAGCAGGUGAAGCUUCAGGAAGAGCAAAUCAAAAGGAAAAGCGCAGAGUCUGUGGUGUAUGUUGAGAAAUCUGAGUCCUCUGUGGUGGACGAUGAUGUCUCAAACACAUCCUCAAAUUCAGGCACCGCAAAUAAUAAUGUCUCACAGCCUGAAGUUGAGGCAAGGGUGUCAGAGAACAAAGUGUUGAUCCGAAUUCACUGUGAUAAACAGGAGGGGGUGUUGAUGAACAUACUCAAAGAGAUAGAUAAUCUUCAUCUAUCUGUGAUCAAUAGCAGUGCCUUGCUUUUCGGGACCUCCAAAUUGGACAUAACCAUCAUAGCUGAGAUGGAUGAGGAGUUCAGGAUGAGCGUGAAGGAACUGGCUAGAAAGCUUCGAGUGGAACUCCUGCAAUUCAUGUUGCAUUCAUUCAGUUAAUCGUCUUGUCAUUAGACAGCCCUCACUUUAAUGCAUUACAUUAUGAAUUCAAUAAAAGAAAGUAGCCACAUCGAGUAAUAAACAGAGUAUAGUAAAAUACUCUCUUGUUUUUGGUUUUUUAAUAUUUUAUCGCCGGCAACUAUAAGACUAACUUCCUUGGGUGCUUGCUAGGAUACCUCAACACUUAGUUGGGGCAUGAUACAAGAUGUGACGUGGACCAAUAACAUUUAAGUCAGUGUAUCUUCUUUUUACCAUAUAUGUUUUAAAAUGAAUAAAAAAUUCAAAUACACUAUUAGAUGUCAGUUUCCUAUUGGUACACGUCAAGUCGCGUCAGUCAUGUACCAUACAAUGAGGGUAUGGUAGAAUUCACCACUUCCUUGGGGUAUUUGUCACUUAAGGUCUUUGGACAUGCAUUAAAGAAAACAAAUCAUGUUCUCACUUUAAAAUUUUCUAUCUCAUUCCUAAUAUAUCCGUUGUCUUUUAUAUUAAU
Lotus japonicus is the source of this 1647-nucleotide messenger RNA. Its product is annotated as transcription factor bHLH18-like. Gene Ontology annotation, molecular function: protein dimerization activity. NCBI's taxonomy places the organism in Eukaryota, Viridiplantae, Streptophyta, Magnoliopsida, Fabales, Fabaceae. Bases 108 to 1157 code for a protein of 349 amino acids. The record is from RefSeq and is a predicted model, not a curated record. The transcript is spliced from 4 exons.